Suillus fuscotomentosus is the source of this 735-nucleotide messenger RNA. RefSeq lists its product as uncharacterized. Gene Ontology annotation, molecular function: protein binding. The transcript has 3 exons. The record is from RefSeq and is a predicted model, not a curated record. The coding region runs from base 1 to 735 and encodes 244 amino acids. Lineage: Eukaryota; Fungi; Basidiomycota; Agaricomycetes; Boletales; Suillaceae.
AUGCAGGUCGAAAAUGCGCUAUUCAAGGUCCAUGCAACUCAAUUAUCAUGCUCAUCCAUUGCAUUUGAGGAGAUGUUUUCUGUUGGAAGCCAAUUUCAGCCGAUGGAAGGCUUGGAAGGCUUGAGUGAUGACUAUCCAAUUGUCAUUCCCGAACUCAGCAUGAAUAUGUUUGAACUGUUCCUCUCCAUUGCAUACAGCAGUUGGAAACCCAAAGGUCCCACUCAUGAUGAUGUUGUCAACCUUCUUCAGUUCAGCAACAAGUUCAUGAGUCAAAAAGCUUGUGAUGUUGCCAUCAAUCACAUUCAAGAACAUCGAUUUCAACACAAACCAUAUGAACUUCUGGCACUCUGUCUUGAAUUUUCAAUUCAGAAGUUCUUUGUUCCUGCUUUUCGCUGUCUCAUUGAAUUUCGCAUCCGUGAUAUUCCAGGACCAGUGCGAAAGAGACUUGGGUUUGAACAACUAUGGUGGAACUCAAUGGCCUGUUUUCUCCUUGAUGGUCGCAAUCCUCAAGAUUUCCAUGAUGCUGUCGAGCGCUUCCAGGAGCUUGGGUCCGAAAUUGGAAGGGUGAAUCCAGAGUGCUGGAAGACCCUGCUUCAAACAGUGAAGAAAGGAGCAGCAUUCCAUCUAGCUUUUGAUAUCAUUGAGGAGACAGCUCAGCAGUUGUCGGCAGCUCUGAUCACAGAGCCUGGCUCAAUGUUGACACGUGCAGAGUUGGAUACCUUGGGGCAUCAAUGA